AUGAACCAAGAAAAAGAGGGCGUGGAAAGCAAAGACACUCCCAGGACAGAGACGAAAGGCGUGGAGAAAAAGCACUCCGUGUUGGUGAAGCAGGAUUGGCUUCCUUCGGACUAUGCACAAUACGUUGACGAGAAAAUUUUAAACAUCGGAUUUGAGCCAGACACUUUCCAGAGACAGGCAUUCUAUCUUCUAAGUCGGGCCUCGUCUGUUUUCGUGUCUGCACACACAAGCUCCGGAAAGACCCUGGUGGCUGAGUACGCCAUCUCUCUGUCCCAAAUUCAUGGGACAAGGACCAUCUACACAUCGCCCAUCAAGGCACUGAGCAACCAAAAGUACCACGAUUUCAAGCAGAAAUAUGAUGAUGUCGGAAUUAUCACUGGGGAUGUGCAGGUUAAUCCUGCUGCAAAAUGCCUUGUGAUGACUACGGAAAUCCUCCGGAAUCUUGUGUACAGGAAUGGAGACCUGCUAAGAGACACGGAGUUCGUUGUAUUUGAUGAGGUCCAUUAUAUCAACGACUCCGAGAGAGGAGUAGUGUGGGAAGAAUGCAUAAUCAUGAUUCCCCGACAUAUAAACUUCAUCAUGCUGAGUGCGACGAUCCCCAACAGCCUUGAAUUCAGCGAAUGGGUGGGAAGGACAAAGGAUAAGACGAUAUAUGUGAUUUCAACGAGCAAGCGGGCGGUUCCUCUGGAGCAUGUGAUAUAUUGUGACUGGUGUGUGUAUUCUAUUGAUGAUGGGGGAGGAAAGAGGAAUGCCUCCAACUUCAAAGGAGACCUGGUUCCUUUCAGUAAGAAGACCAGGCCCACUGGAAAAUUCAAAAUCCUGGAUGUGGCUAACUUUGUUGUGAAAAAGAAGCUCACUCCGGCUAUAUUCUUCUGCUUUUCAAAAAGAAAGUGUGAAGACUAUGCCGAGAUCCUCAGGACUCUGAAUCUAAAUGACACAAAGAGCAGGGAGGAGGUAAAGCUAUUCCUCAGCGAGGCUACCAGAUGUCUUUCUCCCGAGGAUAGAAACUUGCCCCAGGUUCUUAGCAUGUCGUCAAUGGUGCUGAAUGGAGUUGCUGUCCACCAUGGAUCUCUGCUUCCUUUUGUCAAGGAGUGUGUGGAGCUUCUGUUUUCGAUGAACCUAGUCAAGCUUCUCAUAGCAACCGAGACGUUUGCAAUGGGAGUGAACAUGCCUGCAAAGUGCUGUGUGUUCUUGUCUCUUAGCAAGAUCGAUGGCGGAGUAUUCCGGUACAUCUCAUCUGGAGAGUACAUUCAGAUGAGCGGAAGGGCUGGAAGAAGGGGAAUGGAUGCCGUGGGGACUGUGAUGAUAGCAGAUCCGAAGAUGCCAUCUCUUUCGACCAUCCAGGGAAUAAUACAUGGCACACCGUUCAGCCUGUCCAGCCAGUUCAGGUUGAGCUUUGGGCUUAUUCUUAUAUCAUUAAGGUCAAACAUCAGGGUUGAAGAUUUGAUGAGGAGGAGCUAUGGAGAGCACAGAAGCCAGAGAAACUAUGAAAGGGACAUGAAGAAGCUGUCUGAGCUGGAAUCCGUGGAGGAGGAUGUAUGCAAUGUGUGUGGGGAUCUGUCGAAGUAUAUUGGUGCCGUUGAAGAGAUAUGUGCCAGAAACUGGAAGCUGAUUGCAAAGCACCAUGUUUUGAAAGAAGGAAGCAGGGUUCUAUUGAAGAACAAUGCUGUGGGAACUGUUGAGAGGGUCUCAGGAGCAACAGUGUUUCUAAAGCAGAAGGACGAGGCUCUGGACAAUGGUACUCCGAUUCCCACCAAGUUCUUGGCAUAUCCUUUGGGCACUAGGAAGCCUUUGGACAGAAGCAAGGUCACCUUCGAGAACAUCUUCUGUGUUCUUGAUGGCGAGAAGGCUCUCUGGAAUUACGAAACAGCAAAUGUAAUGGAUGUGCUAGAGAUAAGGAAGAUAAAGAGCCUGUACGACUACCUGCUGUCUGAGCAGCAGGUCUGCAGGGAAUUUGACCAGCACUACUCAAAUGCACUGAGAGUGCACUGUAAAAGAAAAGAGAUGAAUGACAUAAAGAUUAGAUACAAUGUUUGCAGCCUUGGGAUGAUAGACGAAUAUAACAGAAGAAUGGAGUUUCUCAAGAAAAAAGGAUUUGUUGAGGAGAUGAUAACAAUAAAGGGAAGAGCAGCGGCCGAGAUACACACGGUCAACGAGGUCUUGGUUGUUGAGAUGAUCUUUUCCAAUGAGUUUAGGCAGAUGGACGGACGGAAGAUCGUUUCGUUGAUGUCAUCAAUGAUACACGAGGAGGCUGACGGGCAAGAGUUAGGAAAGGCCCUUUACGACGAGUGCAAAAGAAUGGAUGAGUGCUUCAGAGAAUUGUCCAGAGACCUGGAUGAACUAAUGAUUCCUCCGUUUACACCUCUAAACUUCUCUCUUGUUGAUGCAGUCUAUGACUGGUGUAAUGGAUCAUCACUGGGGAAGAUAGUGUCUAGGUACAAUGUCCUUGAGGGUACUUUUGUAAGGCUAGUUUUGAGGCUCGAGGAGUGCUGCAGAGAGCUGAUAAGUGUGUCCACGAUGAUAGGAGACAAGAGCCUGGAAGAGAAGAUUGGUGAUGCGUCGGCGUCCAUGAAGAGAGACAUCAUAUUCCUACCCAGCCUGUACCUUUAA
This is a messenger RNA of Encephalitozoon cuniculi GB-M1, 2610 nucleotides long. RefSeq lists its product as uncharacterized. The transcript has a single exon. Gene Ontology annotation, biological process: nuclear-transcribed mRNA catabolic process, 3'-5' exonucleolytic nonsense-mediated decay. NCBI's taxonomy places the organism in Eukaryota, Fungi, Microsporidia, Unikaryonidae. Gene Ontology annotation, cellular component: Ski complex. Gene Ontology annotation, molecular function: RNA helicase activity; ATP binding; nucleic acid binding. The record is from RefSeq and is marked provisional. The coding region runs from base 1 to 2610 and encodes 869 amino acids.